CGCCGGCAUGCCAUAAGCCUGCCACAAGUCUACCGCACCUUCUGCCACGGGCUAGCCAGCCACAGCCCAGCGCCACCCUUGCCAUCCCUGCGCGAAUUAGCCUUCUGACACGACGGAGAUCAUCCUCCGUUCCGCUGCUCACGCUCACACCGUCCGUCUUCACAUAUCACAGGGCACCUGAGGACCUCGAGGCUUUUAUGCGCUGUGCCUCUUCCCGCGCGAGCGAGUACGAGGUCAGGAUUGGGGAGCUCAGCGGACGACUCUCGGAGCAGCUCAGCAGCCUCCGCGCCGUCGACAGUCUGGUGCACGAUGCGCUCACGAGCAUCCAGCGCCAAACCCUGCGCGCUAACCGCGCCCGCAGCGUGGACGUCCCACACAUCCGCUCAGAGCUCGACCGCUCGCUCCGCUCUCUCCAAAGCCUCGCGCACACGCUGCCCACCGUGCAGACCCAGAUCGGCGACAUCCGCCAUGUCUACGACUCGGGACGUGAAAAGGCCCAAACGCUCGUCGCCGACCUCGAGUGGCUCAACACGGACUUCCCCGCGCGCUGGCGCACGAUCCUGUUCACGUCGCGCGCGCCCGUGUCGUGGCGCUGGAAGGCGAUGUCGCGCGCCAUCUUCGUGCUCGUGCUCGUGCUUGCGUGCGUCGUUGCGUGUGUCGCGCUGAGGGGCGCGUACCGCGCGCAUCGGCAGAGGUUGGUGUGGGGGGAGCGGCUGAUGUCGUGAGCUGGAGUUACUGGCAGGAGGAUCGACUGUCUGUUAAGGAACGGAGCUGGAGCUGGAGCUGGGUUUGUCCCAAGGUUUAACCGCCGGUUGCGUUCGGGCUGUCUCACCGAGGUGUUCUGGAGCAGGGUUGCAGCAAACGUGCAAAAGGACCCUAGUGCAGCUGCUGUAUCUUCCUCGCAGGCCUUGCCCCUCCUCUUCACAGUCGUUAACCGACUUCAUCUGCAUAUAUCACAUCAACUCAACUCACCAGCCUCGGUCUUCCGUACACAUGGACCACCCGCAUAUCUGCACAUACAUGCCGCGCGCAUCCCGGAUCUCUCGUUGCUUACCAUACCCCCAUCGUCAUCGUGUAACAUUAUUUUCAUCCUGUUCAUUGUCUGGCAAUUAAGUAAAUACUGUAUCUAGACCGAUUUCGGCUUCCGAACGCACGUCCUCUCUAACUUACUCUUUUAUUAUGAUACUUGUGUAUAUAGGCUUGCUGCUGCUCUCGAAUUUAUUAACGACUUU
Coniophora puteana RWD-64-598 SS2 is the source of this 1232-nucleotide messenger RNA. RefSeq lists its product as uncharacterized. The transcript is spliced from 4 exons. Bases 198 to 725 code for a protein of 175 amino acids. The record is from RefSeq and is a predicted model, not a curated record. Lineage: Eukaryota; Fungi; Basidiomycota; Agaricomycetes; Boletales; Coniophoraceae.